Molecule: messenger RNA, 1788 nt
Organism: Babesia bigemina
Lineage: Eukaryota; Apicomplexa; Aconoidasida; Piroplasmida; Babesiidae
Exons: 11
Coding region: 1-1788 (595 amino acids)
Biological process (GO): primary miRNA processing; mRNA processing
Cellular component (GO): nuclear body
Source: RefSeq, a predicted model, not a curated record
AUGGACCGCAGUGGGAAGGUUUCGAGGCACAGCCACUCCCGUAGAAAGCCCAAGGUCUACGGGAGUGAGCACCAUCGCAUGCUCAACUUCAAGCAGUUCAUCAUGAUGAAGGAAGACGAAAUAUCGCCCGAGGAAGCUGCGGAGGAGUACAGCAAAUAUUUCCAAGAGUUUUUGUCGAGUGAAAUUCGCCGUUAUUACGACAUGUACGAGCACUUGGCGUUUUUCCGGGAAAAGUUCCACCCUUACUAUUUGCACAUUGAUCACGAGAUUAGUAAAGUGGACGUGUUGAACAGCAACCGAGAUUUCGUACUGAAAUACACCAACGGUCACUUCGAGGAGCUUUUGCUCGAGAUAAGCUUCAAGCGGCUGUACGGCGGUUCUUCGUCUGACGCCAACACCACUCCUAGCGAAGCGCCGUACAAGUAUUCUGAAUGGGCCUACGAGAUCCCCGUUGAAUACCCCAAGGAUGACACGCACACCAAGAGGCUUCCUAUAGAUUCUCCGCUGCUAUCUGUGCUUCUGGUUGACGUUCCGGACAAGGUUUUUAAGCACGAGAUCCAGAACGCUCUGAAGCCUCAUCUGGACCGUUUUUCCAUAUACAUGGCGGAGCGCGACCUGGUCCGCACGGCGUUUAUCAGCGUGGAUGAGUGCGACCUGACUAAGUUGAGCGAGACUCUGAAUGGGAACCGUUUGACCGUUCAGGAAUUCCUGCUACGUUUUGAGCCGUGCAAUCCGCUGCAAGAGCGCGUCCGCGUGCGUGUAUGCCCCCCCGUGUGUUCACACCCAAUAAUUGUCGCCCGGGACGUUGAGAUAACUGGUCGUGUAAUUCGCAAGCUGGAUGGGGACUUUUGCGGUUCUGAAACCUCAUUCGUCGAUAUAUUGCCGGCCGAUAUUGACAUUAAGAAGCGUUUGGACCUCCACCUCACAUACUUGCGUAAGGUGCACAGCUAUUGCUACUACGGCCGCAUCCGUCAGAAAGGCAAGAGUUACAUUGAUUUAUGGGAUCUGUGUGGUCCAGGACACGUUCGUGUCGACCUGAGCAGCGCGUUGUACGAGAAGGAGACGGGGCUCACUACCAACCACGUCGCCGUGAAAUAUGCGUCGUGGGAGACCGGUAAAAAGGGUAAAGUACCGGCUGAAGUUCCCAUCCGUGAUUGGGAGAAGGAGCUCACCUCUUCGUGCGACGUGUCGACUUCUCAGCUUCAGUGGCUGCGUGACGUUGAGUCCUUUGCGGAGCACCUGCUGGGCUGCGAUUUGAGUCCUCCGGCAUAUGUGCAGGAUGAAGCUGAAAUAGAGGACAAGUGGAAGCAGUUUUGCAACAUCAACACUUUGGUUGAUGGCCCGGAGCGGUUCCGUUGCAAUUUGUGCCACAAGCUCUUCAACGACUCGAAGUUCGUGUGGAAGCACCUUAAGCUGAAACAUAGCGACUGCUAUGACAAGAUAGUGAUCGAAUGCGGCGUGCCUCAGAUGAAGGAGAUUUUCACGGGAUCCCACAAGGCGGCGCGGUGCAACCCCUUCGAGAGGCUUCUUAGCGUUCCUGUGGUACAGCCGCUUCCCGACGACGUGGAUGCGCCGUCUGUGGAGCCAAACGGCCUUUCGGACUCACGUAACAGCAUGAGGGCUGAUUUCAACAACAAGCGCCGCCGUCGGGAUUACUUUGACUUCGACCGCCCCCAGGCCAAGCGCGUACGUUUUUUGCGACUGAUUUGUUAUUGGUUGCAGGAGCACACUAUGUUUUUCGCGCAAGACGAUUAUUCGCGCCCGUCAGUGAAGUAUGACGAUCUGUGA